AUGCCGCAGCGCGUUCUCAACAACGACAAUUUGUACGGUCCAGACCCAAAUUUGAACGCCUCCCUCGCCAAUGCAAUCGCAGUAGCCAAGAAGGCCAGCACACCGAAGAAUGUCAUCGAUCAGGCGAUCGCGCGGGGCCAGGGCCGCUCCCUGUCCGGCACCACACUCGAGACGAUGAAAUUCGAGGUGAUGAUUGGCUCCAACGCUUUCAUACUGGAUGUAGAGACCGACAACAAGCUCCGCGCACUGCAAGAUAUCGGCGGCAUCAUACGCAAACACAAGGGCAGGACCGGCACCACCGAAUUCUUCUUCAGCAGGCUGGGGCGGGUCGUCUUCGAGCAGCACGACAAGAUCGGCUUGGACGAGAUCAUGGACGAGGCCAUCGAGCUUGGUGCAGAGGACUUGGAGGCUGACGACGAGGGCAACAUGAUCGUGUGGUCGCAGCCGAGCUCGACGAUGCAGAUAGCCCAGGGGGUUGCAAAGAAGUUUGAUCUGAAGAUUUUAAGCUCCGAGAUAAUUUGGUCACCCAACGAGGAGACGCGGUCGACGGUCGAUUCGAUCGAGGACGUGCAGAACCUGUCGGCCUUCGUGGACGCCUUGUCGGAAUUCCCAGAGGUCCAAGCUAUAUACUCGAACGCCGCGAAGGGUGGAAGCGUGCCCGACGAAGAGUGGGCGGCCUUCGAGGACAGCCUGGAUUCGUAG
This is a messenger RNA of Diaporthe amygdali, 702 nucleotides long. RefSeq lists its product as uncharacterized. The transcript is spliced from 2 exons. The record is from RefSeq and is a predicted model, not a curated record. Gene Ontology annotation, cellular component: mitochondrion. Lineage: Eukaryota; Fungi; Ascomycota; Sordariomycetes; Diaporthales; Diaporthaceae. The coding region runs from base 1 to 702 and encodes 233 amino acids.